UUAUCUGAACCGAACUGCAAUGGAAUUUCCGUGAGUUAAAUCUGCAUUUUCUGCACGGCGCCGCUCAAGCUCAUGUUGGCCGCCCUCCGAUCUCGAUCUUCUUCCUCUCUCUCCUCAAUCUUCUUGUCACCACCGUCUCGUCUCGAUCUACCAUGGAAGCUAGGGUUUUCAGGUCUCACUCGCAUCUCCGCUUCCUCGUUUUCUUCUCAAGUCGGCUCGCGUGACGUCACGGAGGUCCUGACGCUGCCUGAAGUGGAGAAGAUUCUAUCCGACGUGAAAGCCGACAAUGUGACCGUGAUUCCGAUGCAGAAUCGGUGUAACUGGGCCGAUUUCAUGGUGGUCGCCACCGGGAGAUCCACUUGGCACGUUAAGAACAUCGCUCAGGCUCUAAUCCACAAGGUUAAGCAAAAGCAGAAAGGAGCCAAGCAAUUAGUGCUGCCUAGUGUGGAGGGGCAAGAAGGAGGGAAAUGGAUUGUCAUCGACUCGGGAAAAGUGGUAGUCCAUGCUCUUGACGAGAAGGCGAGGGAUUAUUUCGAUUUGGAGAACAUUUGGACUGCUGAAGAAUCUAAAGAGGAGCACCCUGUCCAGGAACUGGGAAAAGCUUUCGUGAAGGUCCGCCCAAAGAACAACUCCAAAAAGCCAUGUCUCAAAGUGUGAAACAUUAUCAUCCUAAAUCUGUUGUUAUGUAUCAUAAAGUACCAUUUCAAUCUACUUUGAUAAAUGGCGGCACUCUCCAUCUCAUGUCUACUAAUAAAUAAUAUCGGCAUUCUUCCUUCUUGUC
Messenger RNA from Tarenaya hassleriana, 781 nucleotides. Its product is annotated as protein Iojap-related, mitochondrial. Bases 73 to 657 code for a protein of 194 amino acids. Gene Ontology annotation, molecular function: ribosomal large subunit binding. NCBI's taxonomy places the organism in Eukaryota, Viridiplantae, Streptophyta, Magnoliopsida, Brassicales, Cleomaceae. The transcript has 4 exons. Gene Ontology annotation, biological process: negative regulation of ribosome biogenesis; negative regulation of translation. The record is from RefSeq and is a predicted model, not a curated record.